CUUUUAUGUGUGAUUGCAAAACCCCAGGAGGAUUCUUAUGGGACUCUUUCUUUUCAGCCUCCAAAAAAAAAAUUGUACACAAACUUCGAAAGAUUGUUCACAACUCUUUUAUACCGUAACCUAAUCAAGUAAUCAUGUUUCUUUUGGAGUUUCUUUGCUACCCUCGCAUUUAUAUUCUCCUUCCAUUCUUCUUUUCCACUUCAUCCCUGGGGCUUCUCUCUUAUUCAUUUUUCUCUUUCUCUGGUUCCUUUAUCUUUCUUGGGUUUGAGUGAGUUAUUUGCUAAGGACAAUGGGUGAAAUUUCAUGCUCUAAUGGGAUUAACAAUGGGAAUGGAAGCAAUGGGAAAAGCCAUUCUUUAACAGGUUAUAGAAAGAGCUGCUGGUAUGAAGAAGAGAUCGAAGAAAACUUGAGAUGGUCUUUCGCUCUUAACAGUAUAUUGCAUACAGCAGCAACAGAGUACCAAGACAUCGCCCUGUUGGAUACAAAGCCCUUUGGAAAGGCACUAGUUAUUGAUGGAAAGCUUCAGAGUGCGGAGGUGGAUGAGUUUAUCUACCAUGAAUGUCUUGUUCAUCCAGCACUUCUUCAUCAUUCAAAUGCAAAGGCCAUAUUCAUCAUGGGUGGAGGUGAAGGUUCCACUGCUAGAGAAAUACUUAGACACAAGAACGUAGAAAAGCUUGUCAUGUGUGACAUUGACAAGGAAGUGGUGGAAUUCUGCAAGUCAUACUUAGUUGUUAACAGGGAAUCUUUUUGUGAUCCAAGAAUGGAGCUCAUAAUCAAUGAUGCCAGGUUCAAUUCUGAGGUCGAGUUAGAAAACAGAAAAGAGUGCUACGAUGUGAUCAUUGGCGACCUGGCAGACCCAAUCGAAGGAGGCCCUUGCUACAAACUCUACACCAAAUCGUUUUAUGAGUUCACUGUUAAGCCUAGACUCAACCAUGGCGGCAUAUUUGUCACACAGGCUGGACCAGCUGGAAUUUUCAGCCACACUGAAGUAUUCUCUUGCAUCUAUAACACUUUACGGCAGGUUUUCAAAUAUGUUGUGCCGUAUUCAGCUCAUAUUCCUUCCUAUGCUGAUAUUUGGGGAUGGGUUAUGGCUUCAGAUUCCCCGUUAGUGCUGAGUCCAGAAGAGCUAGACCUGAGAAUGAAACUGAGGAUCAAAGGAGAAAAUAGAUACCUGGACGGGAAAACAUUUUCAUCAGCCUCUACCUUGAGCAAAGCCGUUCGAAAUACGCUGGACAAUGAGACUGAAGUCUACACAGAAGGAACAGCAAGGUUCAUAUAUGGGCAUGGCAAGCACUGCCAAGAAUGAGAAAUUAAUGGGAUAAAAAGGAAGCCUCUAUCAGCAAAGUAACAACCAUUACACUGCAAGAUGCAAUCUGCUUGUUUCAUUUGUCUCCUAGUAUUUGUUUUUUAAUCUUGUAAUUUAUUACUUUAUCUUUCAGCUUGCUCAUGUAGUUAAUAUCAAGGAACAAUAUUAUUAUAAUGUAUGGGCAUAUGUUUCUGUUUUUGUGGCACUUCCCGAUAUUUUUUGUUUUUUCA
Molecule: messenger RNA, 1536 nt
Organism: Durio zibethinus
Lineage: Eukaryota; Viridiplantae; Streptophyta; Magnoliopsida; Malvales; Malvaceae
Product: thermospermine synthase ACL5-like
Biological process (GO): polyamine biosynthetic process
Molecular function (GO): thermospermine synthase activity
Source: RefSeq, a predicted model, not a curated record